Galeopterus variegatus (Sunda flying lemur) is the source of this 678-nucleotide messenger RNA. Its product is annotated as RNA-binding protein 41. Gene Ontology annotation, biological process: mRNA splicing, via spliceosome. Lineage: Eukaryota; Metazoa; Chordata; Mammalia; Dermoptera; Cynocephalidae. Gene Ontology annotation, molecular function: U12 snRNA binding; pre-mRNA intronic binding. The annotation marks the transcript as partial. The record is from RefSeq and is a predicted model, not a curated record. The transcript is spliced from 4 exons. Gene Ontology annotation, cellular component: U12-type spliceosomal complex.
AUGAACCCCAAAAGAAGAACAAAGGUGAUCCCAUGAACAACCUGGAAGGUUUUUACCAAGAGAUGAUAAUGAAAAAACGUCUUGAAGAGUUGCAACUUAUGAGAGGUGAACCCUUUGCUUCCCACUCACUGGUCUCAGCUACAUCAGUGGGUGAUAGUGGCACAGCUGAGAACCCGUCAUUACUCCAGGACAAGGGAAAACAGGCAGCACAGGGUAAAGGUCCCAGUCUCCAUGUGGCAAAAGUUAUUGAUUUUUCACCUGAGCAGUGUUGGACUGGGCCUAAGAAGCUGACGCAGCCAAUAGAAUUUGUCCCAGAAGAUGAGAUCCAGAGAAAUCGUUUGUCAGAGGAAGAGAUCCGAAAAAUUCCUAUGUUUUCUUCAUAUAAUCCAGGGGAGCCAAACAAGGUAUUAUACCUGAAGAACCUUAGCCCUCGGGUGACUGAAAGAGAUCUUGUCUCACUGUUCGCUCGGUUCCAGGAGAAAAAAGGCCCUCCAAUUCAAUUCCGAAUGAUGACUGGACGAAUGAGGGGUCAGGCUUUCAUCACCUUUCCCAAUAAGGACAUAGCAUGGCAAGCAUUGCAUCUAGCAAAUGGAUAUAAACUGCAUGGGAAAAUAUUGGUGAUAGAGUUUGGAAAGAACAAAAAGACCCUGGAAACAGAAGAGGAAACUAAACCUAGAG